Acyrthosiphon pisum (pea aphid) is the source of this 3767-nucleotide messenger RNA. RefSeq lists its product as uncharacterized. Gene Ontology annotation, biological process: sphingolipid metabolic process. Gene Ontology annotation, cellular component: lysosome. The record is from RefSeq and is a predicted model, not a curated record. NCBI's taxonomy places the organism in Eukaryota, Metazoa, Arthropoda, Insecta, Hemiptera, Aphididae.
CAACAGAGGCCGUCGUAAUCAUCGUAAUAUCGCCUGUUUUCCUCUCGACUUCCCGAGCCCACCUCGAACAAAAACGUUUUCACGUUUCAUAUUUAUUAUUGUCGCCCGUCCCGUCGUCGUCGUCGUGUUUUCGUAAUCCGUCCACACAAUAAUAGUAUUAUACGCUGCACUGCUGCGGUGACGCGUUCGCGGUCCUCUGUUCGUCCGACCUUUGUGACUGAGUUGUCAGACUCACAAUAAUUGUCAUUGUUAUCGCUGCUUAUUAUUGCCGUUGCGACCAGACCAACGUACGACAUCGUCUCACGACUCACGUUGUCCGCUCGAUGAACAACAACGUCCGAUCCGCAUAAAAUAUAAUAUUCAGUAUAGUAUAAUAUAUUAUUGUUAUAUUUUCGUCUAACGUAAUCGUAUAAACGUAAUACCGUCGUCGAGAAGAACCCUGACGAUGACCGCUGCCGCGGGUGGUGUCCGCCUUUGCAGGCCGCUGGCCUUUUUUGGCCUCGUCGCACUGCUGUCCUCCGGUGCUUCGGCUGAUGCUGAAACCAUCAUCGUCCAGAGACAUGUCCAAAUGCUCGGCUCGCAAGAAUGCACUUACGGCCCGGCGUUUUGGUGCAAAAACAUUACUAACGCUGCUGGUUGUAACGCUGUCAAACAUUGCAUUCAAACAACUUGGGUUACACAGACAUAUCCGGAAGAUAAUGAUGAUAUUUGUACAAUUUGUAAAAAUAUGGUGAAAGAAGCUCGUGACACACUCACCAGUAAUGUUACAUUGGAAGAAUUGAAAGAAGUCUUCGAUGGAUCUUGUGAUUUAUUGCCAUUGAAAAUAGUUAAAAAGGAGUGUAAGAAAUUAUCAGAUGAUUUUAUACCUGAACUCGUUGACACGUUGGCUUCACAAAUGGACCCAAAUGUUGUUUGCACAGUUUCUGGUUUGUGCAAUAAUGCACACAUUGAUAAGCUUCUAUUAGAAAAUAAAGAAAAACAACCAGCAGUUGAUAGUGAACACCAUCCAUGUGAAAAAUGCGCUAUUGUUAUGAACAAAGGAGAAGAUUUAGUACAGAGCAUGUCUAGAGAUGAUAUUUUAAAUAGAUUUUUGAUGAUGUGUGGAGAACUGAGCAGUUAUUCCGAUGCAUGCAGUAGUAUUGUAUUAACAUAUCAUAAUGAAAUAUACAAUGCCGUUAAAAAUGGUUUUAAUAAACGUAAUGUAUGUUUGUUGAGUGGCAUGUGUUCAGCAGCAUUCCAUCCACAUGCUGAUGGUUAUGAAAAAUCAAUGAACGCUUUGAUGGGUGUUGAAAUUAGUAAUGCUGGAGAGCGAGGUAGGAUUCAAAUCCAAAAAUCUAAUGAAGUCAGUGAUGAAUUGACAUGUGAAUUUUGUGAAACCUUGGUCAAACAUUUGAGAGAUAUUUUGGUAGCUAAUACAACUGAAGAACAAUUCUCAGACGUACUUAAAGGUCUUUGUAAACAAACUGGAAGUUUUUCAUCUGAGUGUUUGGCAAUAGUUGAAGAAAAUUAUACACGUAUCUAUAAGUUCCUUGUUAACGAACUGAAUGGAAAAGUUCUUUGUACAAUUGUUGGUAUUUGUCCCAAGUCUCUUAACUCUCGUUAUAAUCUCAAUUAUAUUAUAUAGCUCAAGAAGUUGAUCCAUCAAUUAUCUGUCCAGAAUUGAAAUUAUGCCCAGUUACAGAUUUGUCUUUAACUUCAAACAAAGAUAGUGAAAGUUCAAAUAAUUGUCAAAUGUGUGUUAUAUUUAUGUCAGCUUUAGAAUCCGAAAUCUCUAGUAAUGAUACAGAAGAAGUGAUUAAAAAAAAAUUGGAAAAGUUAUGUACCAAACUACCAUCAAAAUGGAAAGGAGAAUGCACAGAGUUUGUUUCAACUCAAUUACAAAGUAUACUCGACAUGUUAGUUGCUCAAGUUAGGCCUGAAGAAAUUUGUGUUUUGUUGGACAUUUGCAAACCAAAGACCAUCUCUGAAAGUGCCGAAAACGAUUUAGAAACAAAUAUGAUUGCUACUGCUGGACAAAUUACUAUUGUGUUUCCGGGGUACAAUAUGGGACAAUUAAUGGCCAAUAAUUACAAAAUGUUGGAAGAGCCAAAAGUUCCAACUCCAUUUUGUAUAGUAUGCACAGUUGUAAUGAAAUAUUUGAAUGGUGAAAUCAAAGACAAAUCAAAUCAAGAGGAAAUAGAACAUGUUUUAGAAACAACUUGUCGCGUAUUACCAAAUGUAGAAGAAAAUGAAUGUCAAUCUUUUAUUGACACAAACUAUCAGCAAAUCAUUAAGUUUAUUACAAUCGGAACCGAUCCAGGUAUUGCGUGUAUGGCGUUAAUGGUGUGCGAUGAUGAUAAAACAGGAGGUAAACAAACUAUUGACCUACCAAAAAAGAUUGUACAUUUGACUACAACAGAACCUGCUGAAUUGGAUAGUUCUAAUAGUUGUGCUGCCUGCGAAGCAUUUGUCGCAGUGUUUGAAGAUCGUUUAACCAAUGAUUCAGUUAACAUUGACGAUAUAGAUUUGAUUGAGCUGUGCAAUGAAGUGGAAAUCGCACAUAAGGACCAGUGUAUGGAGAUGAUAGAGUCGUAUGCUCAAUCUUUCAAAAAUCUCUUGAACUACUUUCCUACAUGGAUGAUGUGCGAAAAAGUGGCAAUGUGCAGUAAAAAUAAAAGUGUUGCAGUCAACCAAUUUAGUAACUCCAGAUGUUUAGAAGGCUCGGAGUAUUGGUGCAAAUCAUGGGAUAACGCCAAAGAGUGCAAGGCUGAAUUGUUAUGCAAACGCUCUUCAUGGAAUGUAAAAAUCAUCGAAGAUUAAAGUGAUAUUCAAUUAGAUUAAAAUUUAAAAUUAAUUAACACUUAUAUUAUGUGAAAGCAAAAUCAAUAUUAUAAUUAAUGAUGACUUAUAAUAUUGAUAGUCUAGACUUAACAAUUAUUAUUACUUAUAAAUAUUCCUUAUUAUGUUAAUAGAUUAUGGUUUUUAAAUAUAUUAUGUGUUAAUGAUAAAACCAUAAUAAAAAUGAAUAUGUUACAAAUUUACAUUUUUAGUUAUACUACAAUAUACAUAUUUUUACUAUCUUUUGGUUUUUUUUUUUUUUGAAAACAUUUUGGAUUAACUAAUUUAUAAAGAAAGCUAUAUAUUUUUAUACUUACUAUAUGUAUAUCAAAGAGAAAACCAAUUUUUCUAUAAGAAAUAUGAACUUAGAAAUCUCACAUAAUGUUUUGCUGAUCAAAACGUAAAAUUGAGUGAAAUUAAUUCUUUAUUAAUAAUAUGUAUUUUUUUUUUAGAGAAUGUGUUUAUUUUGUACUUGCAUUAGAUAAAUUUGUCAUUAGACAAUUAUUGUAGUCCAACUGAAUAGUCUCGAUUUCAGCAUGUCAGACAAUAUGAAAAUAUUUUUAAUAAUACGCUUUAUGAAAUUAUAGAAAAAGUUAAAUUGUCAAAGUGUUUUAUAAAUGAUUAUAACAUUGCGACAUGUGACCCUUGUCGUUUUCGUUCAGCGACUAAUUUGAAAUUAACUGAGAUAUGUUUAAUUAUCUGUAAGCUUGUUAGAUGAAUAUUAAGCAGUAAAAAGCAUGUCAAUAAUAAAAAUCUAGUUUGCCUUAAUCAUAACAAUACAAUUUUGUUGGUCAACUUAAUCAAAUGUAAAAUUAUUCUUUUGCCCCUGACCAAACUGUACGAUACAUAAUCACCACCUGAGUUGUAGAAAAUAUGUAUUAUGGUAAAUGUGAUAUAUAAACAUAACUAUAAAUGUUAAAUAUAUAAUAAACUAUAUUGAUGAAAUCAAA